AUGGCCGCCCCCGCUGUCACCGGCCCCCUCCUCACCCUCAACAAUGGCCGCAAGAUGCCCGCCCUGGGCUUCGGCACCUUCGCCAACGAGGGCAGCAAGGGCGAGACCCACGUCGCUGUCGUCGCUGCGCUGAAUGCCGGAUACCGCCAUCUCGACUGUGCCUGGUUCUACCAGAACGAGGACGAGGUCGGCUCCGGCAUCCGCGAGUUCAUGGCUGCCAAUCCCUCCGUCACCCGCGAGGACCUCUUCAUCACCACCAAGGUCUGGAACCACCUGCACAAGCCCGAGGACGUUGCCUGGAGCAUCAAGAGCUCGCUCGAGCGCCUGCAGACCCCCUACGUCGAUGCCUUCCUCGUGCACUGGCCCAUUGCCGCCGAGAAGAACGACGACUACACCGUAAAGAUCGGUCCUGAUGGGAAAUACGUCAUUGAUCAUGAGUUGACCAACAACCCGGAGCCUACAUGGCGGGCCAUGGAGGCGGCAUACGAGGCCGGCCAGGCGAAGUCAAUUGGCGUGUCCAACUGGACCAAGAAGGGCCUGGAGUCUCUGCUGUCAUACGCCAAGAUCAAGCCCGCCAUCAACCAGAUCGAGAUCCAUCCCUUCCUCCCUCAGAAAGAGCUCGUCGAGUACUGUGCCUCCAAAAACAUUGUGCUGGUCGCUUACUCGCCGCUUGGUUCCCAGGACCAGGUUCCUGGCACGGGCGAGAAGGUAUCGACAAACCCUGAGCUGAACGCCAUCGCGAAGAAGAAGGGCGUGACCCUGGCGCAGGUCCUGAUCGCCUGGGGCAUCAAGAGAGGAUACGCCGUGGUGCCGAAGAGCAGCAACCCGGGCCGUAUCAAGAGCAAUGCGGAGCUGAUCACCCUGACUGACGAGGAGUUCGAGGCCGUGAACAAGGUUGCGGAGGGGCGGAACAGUAGGUUCGUGAACAUGAAGGACACCUUCGGAUACAAUGUGUGGCCUGAGGAGGCAUAG
Amorphotheca resinae ATCC 22711 is the source of this 972-nucleotide messenger RNA. RefSeq lists its product as hypothetical. Gene Ontology annotation, cellular component: cytosol. The transcript has a single exon. NCBI's taxonomy places the organism in Eukaryota, Fungi, Ascomycota, Leotiomycetes, Helotiales, Amorphothecaceae. Bases 1 to 972 code for a protein of 323 amino acids. The record is from RefSeq and is a predicted model, not a curated record. Gene Ontology annotation, molecular function: aldose reductase (NADPH) activity.